Molecule: messenger RNA, 1229 nt
Organism: Drosophila kikkawai
Lineage: Eukaryota; Metazoa; Arthropoda; Insecta; Diptera; Drosophilidae
Gene: Tsp33B
Product: Tetraspanin 33B
Cellular component (GO): membrane
Source: RefSeq, a predicted model, not a curated record
CAAAAUCGAUCAUAACUAAGCCAAAAGAGGAUCAAAGUCAAUUUGGAAAGCUUUUCUGUGCUAGUCUGUACAAAAAGUCUGUGCAAUCAGCGUCAACUCCAAAUGAAAUUCGAAUUCAGAGCAAACACGACGACUAAUUAAACUUUGUGCCGAUGUCCACAACGAUGACCAAAUGCAACAGCCCUUUCGCCGAGUCAACAUCUACGUCACCCUGCUGUUGAUAACCGAGGCUCUGAUCGGAGUGCUGAUGCUGGCGGUGACCACCUACUACCACAAGCUUUUUACAGGUUACUUGUCGCAGAUCGAGUGCCGACUGGUUUACGGCUACCUGUUUGGGGUGUACAUGUUCGGCGCCCAGUUGGCGGUGAUCUUUCUUUGCAGCAUCCUGAUGUGGCGGCGACUAUGGAAGCGCCGCUGCACUCCCAAUGUGCGCCUGCUCCUGGACGUGUGGCUCUUCUACUCCUGCGUAAUAAUUGCAGCCGGCUUCGGGUGCGUGUGGAUCAUUUACCGGGGCGUUGAUGUGCUGGAGAAUGCAGCGGAGACGUCUCUUAUCCGAGGCAUAGACAUGUACUACUCUUGUCCGGAGUGGAAGCUCCUGUGGGACAGCUUGCAAUGGGAUAAGCAGUGCUGCGGCGUUCAUAGCUAUAAGGAUUGGGCGAACGCCGAUUGGAUGCCGAGGCGGGAGGAUAACUGUUCGUCUUCGGUCCUGGCACCAUAUACAUGCUGCAAGCGAUCCUGUGAGAGCUGCUUUAACCACUUCCUACCAGGCGCUGGUCAGUCGUCCGGCUACGGCAGUGGCCGUCAGCAACCGUUUCCCCCACUCGCUGUGAACUCUAUCAACGUGGAUGGGUGUUUACCGGUGUUUAGCCGUGCUGUGUGGAAUUACUUGUAUAUCCUGCUCGGACUCUGGGUUAUGGCUCUGAAAUUUCUGAUUACAAUCUGCUGUUUGACCAAGUACAUCCUCACCAAACAGAACUUGGGGAAUGGCUGCUCCAACAUGGGUCUUACCGAUGACGAUGGAUAUCCGCUGGUCGUGGUGAAAUACCCCCCUAAUGUGCGCUGUGUGACAAUUUCCGAGGACGAUCUAGCCUCCGAUAAUGCCCCCGAAGUCAAGUACUGCAACUGCAGCGAAUUGGAUGAUGAACAACAUGAUUACUAAGCUGUUAUUUUAUUAUUUUCGUUAGAAUUUAUGUAUAUUUUUUAUAUUAAUUUCGAUGAAUUCAAGCACG